AUGGAAGAGCCCAGAGCGACCGAAACGCGAUACACGCCCUUGGAGAAAAUCUUUUACGCUUUGGUGUUCACCGUGCGCAAACUGGCACCCUACUUCCAAGCCCACACCGUUCGAGUCUUGACAGAUCAACCCCUGGGAAGCGUGUUACGGAAUCCCACAUUAUCCGGUCGGCUCGUAAAGUGGGCAGUAGAGCUGACCCAAUACGGAAUCGAGUACCAGCCUCGCCCGUCAAUCAAGGGACAGGCCCUGGCCGACUUCUUGGUCGAGUGCACUGCAGGAGAAGAAGACAAGGACGCCAUCUCGGAGGGUGGCCCCAGCGAAUGGUGGGAGAUGCACGUGGAUGGAGCGGUGAGUCGCCAACAUUGCGGUGGCGGAGUCAUGUUGAUUACCCCUGAAGGGUUCAGGCUUUAUUACGCUCUGAGUUCUCUAUUCCAGACAUCCAACAAUGAGACCGAAUACGAAGCUGUAUUGGGUGGUCUACGACUCGCCAAGACAUUAGGGGCAGGAUACCUACGAAUCAAGACCGACUCUCGUCUGGUGGUGGGGCAAGUGUCUGGGACCUGCGAAGCUAAGAACGCCCGGAUGGCUCAAUAUAAGGAGAAGACGGUAGAGCUAUUGAAGGGAUUCGGUGCCUACGAGAUAGAGUAUAUCUCGCGAGCCGACAACACAGAAGCAGAUAUACUGUCGAAAAUCGCUUUGGAAGGCGUGCCGGAUCAUCUCGUCAGAAUCUGCCAAAAGGAGGAACUGGUCCGACCCAGCAUAGAGGAAGCGACCCUAGAGAUCCAGCAAGUGACAACCGAAGAAUGGGACCGGGUGAAGAACCCUGAGAUGUUCUGGAUUGAAGAUAUUCGACGCUAUAAGGAGAAGGGAGAAUUGCCAAAGGACCCCGGAGUCGCCGCCCGGGUCCGCCACAAGGCUCCGUCGUUCGAGAUUAUUGAUGGACAAUUGUACAAACGGUCGUUUGGGGGUCCCCUCCUCAAAUGCUUACUCAGACCUGAGGCGGAGAAAAUAAUGGACGAGGCACAUCGUGGAAUCUGCGCAGCCAACCAGGGCGCCCACACUCUCGCCCGGAAGCUAGCUGGUUGUUCAAGGCUACUACUGGCCCACUAUGAUGAGGGACUGCAUCGAGUGGAUAGCCAAAUGCAUGAUUUGCCCGCAUUCGCUCGAAAAGAUACUCAGCCAGCUACUUUCUACACGCCAGUUACUACGGCCAUCCCAUUCGUGAAGUGGGGUAUUGACAUGUUGGGCCCACUGCCAGUCGCCCCCGGACGUUUGAAGUUCUGUGUGGUAGCUAUCAACUACUUCACCAAAUGGGUUGAGGCUGAGCCACUAGCCACUAUCACCGAAUAUCAGUGUCGAAGCUUCUUGUGGAAGAAAGUAAUCUGCCGCUUUGGAUUACCUGAGCAUGUGGUCAGCGAUAACGGCCGACAGUUUGACUGCCAACCCUUCGCCGAUUUUUCCCGACGACAUAGUAUACACUACACUAAGGUGUCAGUCGCUUACCCCCAGGCCAACGGACAGGUCAAGAAUGCAAAUCGUACAAUCGUAGACGGAAUCCGAAAAAAGUUGGAAGACAUUGGAGGAAACUGGGCGGACGAACUUGACCGAGUUCUAUGGGCCUACCGAACUACUCAGAGGUGGGCGACCGGUGAAAGCCCGUUCUCCUUAGCGUAUGGCUUCGAGGCCAAAGUUCCAGUAGAAGUCGUCGAGCCCACCCACCGAGUCCGCAAUUACUCAGAUGAAGGAAACGAGGAGAGCCUCAGGAUUGAAAAGAACUUCUUAGAAGAGCGAAGGGAAGCCGCACAUGCCCGUAUGGUGGAAUAUCAGCAGGCCGUAAAGAGAUAUUGGGAUCGGAGGAUUCGCCCACGAACCUUUCAAGUAGGCGACCUCGUGCCACGAGAUCGACAGGCGAGCUAG
Molecule: messenger RNA, 1917 nt
Organism: Ipomoea nil (Japanese morning glory)
Lineage: Eukaryota; Viridiplantae; Streptophyta; Magnoliopsida; Solanales; Convolvulaceae
Exons: 2
Coding region: 1-1917 (638 amino acids)
Biological process (GO): DNA integration
Molecular function (GO): RNA-DNA hybrid ribonuclease activity; nucleic acid binding
Source: RefSeq, a predicted model, not a curated record